This is a messenger RNA of Daphnia carinata, 1946 nucleotides long. RefSeq names its product protein-tyrosine sulfotransferase 2-like (gene Tpst). The transcript has 5 exons. The coding region runs from base 147 to 1370 and encodes 407 amino acids. Gene Ontology annotation, biological process: peptidyl-tyrosine sulfation. Gene Ontology annotation, molecular function: protein-tyrosine sulfotransferase activity. Gene Ontology annotation, cellular component: Golgi apparatus. The record is from RefSeq and is a predicted model, not a curated record. NCBI's taxonomy places the organism in Eukaryota, Metazoa, Arthropoda, Branchiopoda, Diplostraca, Daphniidae.
UAAACGAGGGAUUUGUGAUUCUUGCGUGGCAAGCAGUAGAAACUCGUUGGAUAUGUAGACAUUUGGAUGGUUAUUUCCUUAUUCUAAAAAAAAUAUAAAUAACCUGUAUUUAUUCUUGUUCUUCAGAAGGAUCUUUUAGAAAUGAUAUGAAGUGGCCAUUUGUCUCCAACCACCAGCGUAAGAAGGCUCAGUUCUCCUUCUCUCAUCAAGCACCUUUAGGUCUGAAAAAAAGGUUCCUCACAAUGGUGUUCACACGUGGAGUAGGAGUAAAGCGUAUACUAAUCUAUGGGAUACCUAUUCUCAUCCUUAUAAUGGUAUUCCAAAUAUGGAAGAGGCCAUGCAACUCAACUCCAUUUGGGGGUCAGCCUCUGUUACAGCACAUCGUUGUGGACGCCGAAAAGCGGACGUACAGCUACGACCGAAUGGAGCCGAUGAUCUUCAUCGGAGGAAUGCCUCGAUCGGGAACCACUUUGGCCCGUGUCUUGCUGGACGCCCAUCCGGAUAUCCGCUGCGGCGAAGAGACACGUGUCUUACCACGCCUUUUACAAAUGCGAGCCCAGUGGGUCAAGUCUCAAAAAGAAAAAAUGCGACUAGAAGAGGCUGGUGUCACCGCCGAGGUGCUUAAUUCAGCCAUCGCGGCGUUUAUAGUAGAGAUUGUCGCCAAGCACGGCGAGCCAGCCAAGCGUUUAUGCAAUAAGGACCCGUUCACCAUGAAGUCGGCCGUUUAUCUGUCCGAGCUGUUUCCUCGCGCCAAAUUUGUAUUGAUGGUGCGAGACGGACGGGCGACUGUACACUCGAUCAUCACUCGAAAAGUGACAAUCACUGGGUUUGAUUUAACCAGUUACCGCGAUUGCUUGACUAAGUGGAAUAAAGCUGUCACCAUUAUGCACAAUGAGUGUCAAAGUGUUGGACCCUCUCGAUGCUUGAUGGUUCAUUACGAACAACUCGUGCUUCACCCUCAGGUAUGGAUGGAGAAAAUUCUUCAAUUCCUUGACGUUCCAUGGGACGAUGUAGUCUUGCAUCACGAGCAGCUUAUCAAUCGACCUGGUGGGAUUUCACUAUCGAAAGUUGAAAGAUCGUCGGAUCAGGUUGUGAAACCCAUCAAUUUGGAAGCACUUAGCAAAUGGGUGGGUCAAAUUCCAGCGGAUGUCAUUAGAGACAUGCCCGAUAUUGCACCGAUGUUGUCUACUUUCGGCUACGAUCCUCGAGCCAAUCCACCUAAUUAUGGCGAUGCAGACCAAUGGGUCGCCAAUAACACGCUCAAGGUGGCCCAGCAAGAACGGCAUUGGAUGAACAAGACCCAGGAGCUUCUGAAAGCCAAAAAGCAACAACUCUCUCACGAUGAAUUUGAAGACAAAUUCGUUGAUUAAAUCUGUAUCUCUCCAUUCAUUUUCGCUCUCUUUUGCUCCCUCUCUAUUUUGUUUUCUCAAAGAGUCAAGUGGUGGUGCAUCACUUUGCCAUUGAUGACCUAUUCUUGUCACACAUUUAUACAAUGAUUUCAGCGCGCGUUGUAUGCUUCAAAAUAUUUUGUUGAAAAACGAAGGCUUUGUCAGUGUUUUAUAAGCAUCAUCUCAAUUGUCUUGUUUGUUUUUUCUUACCACGAUUGUGAAAGCUAUUGCAGGUAUAUUUUUCUUUCCGUUAUUCUCUUGCCCAAAGGCUGGUGAUUUUUCUUGCUUGUUGUUUUGUACAUCGAUCUAUUGAUCCUGAUUCCACCAUUCCCUGAAAUUGAAAAUUUGUUUAAAAUAACAAAUUAAGAAAUAACGAAAUUACAGUCGAUCGACACAAUGACCAAAGUCGAAGACCUCAAGUCACGUGACGAGGAAUGCCAAGUGCUGAUCAGCCGUUUCUCUUUUUUUCUUUGUUUUAAUAGCUUUAAAAUGUCCUUUUUUAAUUUUUUGAUAUUCAAAGAGUAACUAAAUAUACAUAUCCCAAGUGUGUAACGGAAA